CCAGCAAUAAAGCAUAUUCUGAUGUCAUUGACGAUACAUAUUCCAGUGGUGCCUUCUUCUAAGUCUAUAUGCUUUUGAAUUUAUCUGUAUUGAAGUAGGAGCACGCGUGAUAUUUCCCAGCAACAUACAUUUUGUAAUUUCGUCUCCAGCAACAUUGAACCUCUUAAUUCUUUCAUGCAUCAACAAUAAUAAUUCACCCAACCUCCCAUUCACCCGUUCAUUACUAUCGACAUUACUAUUUCUCAUCAUCACUUUCGGUGGUGAUAUUCUGUUCAUUUCAUAACAUUCGUAUCAUUAUUAGCCAACAUGAUGGCUCCCGUCUGGCAUAAGUCUCUCAUUGUCUGGCUCUUGUUAGCCGUGACAGUGGCUUUAGCAGGUUCGCCUUUACGAAACAUCAUGUAUCUCACGGGACAGCAUCCUGUAACACCCGACCUUCACCUAAGCUCUCCGAUUACUCAUGUUGUCUUGGCAUUUAUGAGUCCCGAACUCUUCAAUCAGGAAGAAGUCAAUUCUACAUGGCCAAUCUAUAUGUCUGUCGAAGAAGCACGUACCAAAUUCAAACCCGGUACUCAGGUUAUGGUUGCAAUUGGAGGUUGGGGAGCUACUGGUUUCGACGUCGCCGCUGAAACAGACGAGAGCCGGGCUAGAUUUGCUCGCAACGUAGCCACCAUGGUCAAGGACACGGGUGCUGAUGGUGUCGAUAUUGACUGGGAGUAUCCGGCGGGCAAUGGUGAUGACUGGAAGAAGGUCCCUAACGAAGAGAAGGCCUGGGAAGUUGCCGCGUAUCCAAAAUUACUCAAUGAAAUACGAAAAGCCAUUGGUCCGAACACCCUCAUGUCGGCAGCAGUGCCUGGCCUUCCUAGGGACAUGCUCGCCUUUAAGCCCGAGACCGUACCGGCAAUUAUGGAAUCCCUUGACUUUUUGAACGUUAUGGCUUACGACCUAAUGAACCGCCGCGACAAUAUAACCAAGCACCACACCGGCGCUCAGGCUAGCUUGGAAUCAGUACAAGCGUAUACGGACAACGGCGCGGCCCCUGAUAAAGUCAACUUAGGAUUUGCCUUUUACGCCAAAUACUUCCGUACCGAACACGAUUCGUGUGUCGCAAAUCCCAUUGGAUGCCCCACAGGCUUAUUGGAAGACCCGGACACCGGAGCUGACCUAGGUCGAGCAGGCUCCUUUGCGUGGCGUGAUGAGGUCCCGAAAGAGGUCGAAGUAUCAUUCAACAAGGCCAUGAAAGAAGGAAAAUACGAUGAAGUUGGCGGUGGUUAUUAUUAUUGGGAUGAAGAAGAAAGUAUCUGGUGGACAUUUGACACGCCACUAGCCGUCGCCAAGAAGUUUCCUCGUAUCGUGGAAAAAGAACAGCUAGGUGGCGUGUUUGCGUGGGGGCUAGGUGAAGAUGGACCUGAAUUUUCUCACCUAAAAGCACUCAACGCUGGAGUAAAGAGCGUCUCUAGCAGAAAGGAAGAGCUAUAGGCGCAUCGUUUCCCGCGUUUGAUUUGCAAUAAUGGAGAGGGGUCCUAUCCUACUUGAGUAUUCGUAAUUGUUGUUAGUAUACUGCUACCUACAGAAUACAGGAUCGUUUUACGAA
This is a messenger RNA of Hypoxylon trugodes, 1591 nucleotides long. Its product is annotated as glycoside hydrolase family 18 protein. The record is from RefSeq and is a predicted model, not a curated record. Gene Ontology annotation, biological process: carbohydrate metabolic process; chitin catabolic process. The transcript has 5 exons. Gene Ontology annotation, molecular function: chitin binding; chitinase activity. Lineage: Eukaryota; Fungi; Ascomycota; Sordariomycetes; Xylariales; Hypoxylaceae. Gene Ontology annotation, cellular component: extracellular region. Bases 307 to 1476 code for a protein of 389 amino acids.